CAACCUCAUUACCAAGAAGAAUUUCUCCCACAACCAGAAGGGCCAUCGGCGCUUGAGUUACCCAUGGCGGCCUUCACGGGCCAUUCUGCAUAGCCAUGCUACACUCCACAGCCAGAUCCACACUACGAAUUGAGGCUUCUCAUGGAGAGAUCAUGCUCCAGGAUGGAUCAUUGUGUCCAGGCCUUUCGUGAAAUAGAAGAGAUCCUCCUGAGCCUUAAGAAGAGUGUCGAUGAUCUUGAGCGAUCUUUGGCACAACCUGCUCCAGAUCACCCUUCUGCUACCAUACAAGAAGAGGAGGAGGACGAAGAAGGCUACAAGGACAUUGUGGAGCACACUGAAGUUGUCACGAAGAGCUCCCGUGAUGAUCAUGAUCAGGAAUGUCCUGUCGUAGCCGACCACACUUUCCCACACCCCAAACUAAGCUUUGAAGAGGCGGGCAUGAGUGAGGAGAUGCAAGAAGAUCUCAUGAAAGAAAUUGCUUGGCAACUUGCUCUCCAAUCCGUGCUAGAAGAAGACGAGCAAGAAAGGGUGCAGAAAGAAGUUGUGGAGGAUGACGAAAGUGAAGCUGGAGGAGUUCUUGAUCAUUUCCCAGGGGUGAUACCACAUGAAGAAGGAAGGGAGGUUGAAGAAGCAAUUGGCGUCCAGGCUGAGGACGAAGUUGAGGUGGAAGAGGCUUGCACCAGCCAUGAGUUACAUUUGAUAUCUCCACCAAACUUCGAGGAACUACUUAGCAAGGAUCCAUUUGCAGUGUCUCUUUGCCAUACCAAGGUCACGUCGACAUCGGUCCCUCUUGGUGGACGCGAUGGUGGUCAAUCGAUGUUGUCAUAUCUGGUUUGGGGCAAUGAGACGAGAGAAGAGAAGAAGAGGUCUCGAGGGUGGAGACUUCAUCUGCAUCAAGUACAUGAGCCUUCAUCACCUGCCACACCACAUGCUCGUGACUUGAGACUCCACCUCAUCGACGAGAACCUCAACUUCAAGGAGGUUCUAGCAUGGACCGAAACUUAGGAGCCAUCGUCCAGCUCACGACGUGAAAGAAGCGCUUGUUGGGAGGCAACCCAACCAGUCGGUUUGCAUUUCUUUCUCUAUUUCUCCUCGGUUGAGUCAGUUUUGUUAUUUGAUUUUAGAGUCAAUAACUCAACCUUUGUGAGAUUUUGUGUGGUGUUUGUGUUCUGAUUACUCUCUCUUUCUGGAAUGCACCGCCUGACCCGUUCAUCAUCAUUCACCCUUGAUCUGGUAACUUCGUUCUACCCUCCUAAUCUUUCCUCCAUUGAGGACAAUGUCGUGCUUAAGUGUGGGGGGAUGUUCGAUUAUGUAUGCGGGUGAAUGUUUGGUUGUUUGUGUGCUUGGAGCCUAGUCCACUGUCCAAAUUUUUAAAUUUGAGGGCUCCAAGUACGUGUUCCUUGCAAUUGCCUGCUUAGUAUGCAAGGAAUUGACAGUCUUUAUAGUAAUAUGCAACCUAGGGAGGUAGUGUAGCACUAUGGAGGAUGUUGAUGCAUGUAAGAAGUCUCAUUUCUUCUUCAUAUUGUGUUGGUUGAUUGAGUGAAUUAGUGAUCUUAGCACCCUUGAAUUGUGUGGUGUUGUGGACUCUCUACCUGUCAUGGACUCUUGUUUCAUGUUUUGAGUUUAACAGGUGCUCGAAAAUGUCCUUCAAAAUAACGUCUCCCGUGCGAAUAGGGCGAAAGUGUGUAAGGGGAGACGGGAAUUCGUUCCCAAUUUCCACCUACUACCUCCAGCCCCCUUACAUGUCUUUCCCCCACACGAGGCUCGAGACAUCCGCUCCUGGCAUGGCCGGUAAGAGCAGGUUGGGACCCUUGAAAAAAAAGAGUAAAGAAAAAAUAACAGAAAACAAGCAAAACAGAAAGAAAAGGGGUUCCAACCAUCUUCAAAGAAAAUAGAGCACCUUGA
This is a messenger RNA of Linum trigynum, 1905 nucleotides long. NCBI's taxonomy places the organism in Eukaryota, Viridiplantae, Streptophyta, Magnoliopsida, Malpighiales, Linaceae. The record is from the annotation of a GenBank genome assembly.